AUGCACGAUCCUCACCACAAACCAUUUCAACCUCCCCCCCUCCAGGCUUGCGCGGCUCCCACGCGGCGCAUGCCUUGGAAGAGGGCGCCUCACUACCUGCGAAGCUCCGUGCGUCAGCGGAACUUAGGGGAGCUCACAGGUGGUCCCAGCUCGGACACUGCGGUGGCGGCAACCCAAGUGGAUCCCAGGAACCAGAAAAUUCAUGCUGUCGAACGUUGCCUGGAACCACGUGGGACGACACCAGCGAGCGACCUCUCGUGGGGUGCCUGCCUGAAUGCCCUUUCCAUCGUGCCCCAUCCGCCGACCUCCGCCGACCUGGUCACUACGGGUCUACUACGGCGUUGGUCCGUGCCGUGGGCCUGUGGGUCUCGUGGUCAGGCGCUGGAGCAAGGAACGCCACAGCUCGACGCCUUGCUCCUCGUUGAGCACCGCCUAAAAGCGGCGUGA
Molecule: messenger RNA, 447 nt
Organism: Durusdinium trenchii
Lineage: Eukaryota; Dinophyceae; Suessiales; Symbiodiniaceae
Source: the annotation of a GenBank genome assembly